Molecule: messenger RNA, 1593 nt
Organism: Vairimorpha ceranae
Lineage: Eukaryota; Fungi; Microsporidia; Nosematidae
Exons: 1
Coding region: 1-1593 (530 amino acids)
Source: RefSeq, a predicted model, not a curated record
AUGAAUGCAAAAAUAAAAAUUCUUAAAUAUUUAGAAAUUACUAAUAAUUGUUGCUCAUCUUUGCAAUAUAUUUCUAAACUUUUAAAUAUUUUAGAUAUCUUUGAUUUUGAAACCGUUAAGAAUUUUUACUUAACAUACAAGGAUAGAAAAAAAGAUAUUAAAAUAAAUAAUAAGUUGAGCGUAAGCAUAAACUACAUUUUAACAAGAAACUUUGAAUUUUUAGAGAAAAUAGAUGAUAGUUUUUUUAUACAUCUUCUUAUUGAUAACGAGGAAUAUUUCGAACUCUCGGAUACGUUAGAACUAAGACUUAUUGAAAUUAUAAAUAAAAGUUCUGUUUUGGAUAUAAAGUUAUAUAAGUAUAUAACCAAGUAUCAUAAUAAUCUUAUUUUGACAGAAACAAGUGCGAAAUAUAUAUUUGAUGUAUCUAAACUGAUGAGCUACACAAAAAAUGAUAUAAAAGUUAUAAGACAAAUAUUAUUAAAAAAUCGCGAAACUAAGACGAAAGAAGAAAUUACAAAAUAUAUUAAAACACAAGGAUGUAUUAAUAACAUAAUCUUGUAUAAUUGCUUUAUUUUACAAAUUUAUAAUGUUUCAUAUAUUAGCAACAUAGACCUAGCUACAGUAAAAAAAAUAAUCUGCUACAGCCACUUUAUAGAACAUAUUAAUAAAUCAAGAAUAUUACAAAGAUAUUUUGUAAGUUUAAGAGAUUUAGACUGCAUGUUAAAAUAUCCUGAAUAUGCUAUUAUUGAUGAUUUAAUAAAAUAUUGCAAUGAUAAAAGCGAGGAAAAAAUAUCGUCUUGUUUAGAUGGAUUACAAGAUACUAAUGUAAAAAAUAAUUUGCACAAUGAUCAAAAUAAACAUACACAGGUUGAUUUUCCCAUACAAGAAAUACUUGUGAUGUAUUUAAUUAACAAAAAACAUACAACUAUUUGUGACAUACAACAAAUUAUAAAUAAAUUGGGCCUAGAAAAUAAAUUAUUGAUAGAAUUUUUUAAAAUUAAAGGUUAUGAUUUGCAGGAAAUAGAUCCUAAACGUAUAAAAUUAAAUGAUCAUGAUAAUUCUGAAAAUGAUAAAUUAAAAAAAAGCACAUCUAUUGUCGAUAGAGUAAAUGCACGUGUGUUGUCUCUACAAAAAAUUAAAGAUUCUUAUCCGAUACAUAAUAAUAUAGAAAUUAGUUUGUUAGCUGAUGCACAUGACGAUAUAUUGUUUGAUAAAAAUCGUUUUUUUAUGAACAUAGAUAUGUACUUAAAAAGAAUACACAAUAAAGAAUUUUCUUCUGAUGAAGUUUGCAAUUUAAUAGAUUUAAUUUUUGAAAUUUUAGAUUUUAAACGUACAUGUAAUUUAGUAUUAGAUAUACUAAAGAGUUAUAGGGCAUCAGUUAUAGAAAAAAUUCAAAUAAAUUUACUUAAAGUACUUGAUGAUGGUUUUUUUGAAGUAGAAUAUUUUGAGAAUAUAAGAAAUUUAUAUAACAAAUUAUUAGUAUUAAGUAAUACAUCAAAGACAAAAAAGAACAAUGAUACAAUUUUAAUAAAAUUGUCUAAAUAUUGUAACUUUUUUGAUAAAGAAAUUCAUAUUGGAAAUAUCAAAAAAUAA